Molecule: messenger RNA, 1017 nt
Organism: Suillus plorans
Lineage: Eukaryota; Fungi; Basidiomycota; Agaricomycetes; Boletales; Suillaceae
Exons: 8
Coding region: 1-1017 (338 amino acids)
Source: RefSeq, a predicted model, not a curated record
AUGAUCAGUGAACUGGUGAAGUACACGCACCCCGCCUCAUGUAUGAUCUCGUCGAUACUGUGGGAUAUCUUAGAGGGGGCCACCGGUGGAAGUGGCACUACGGUAUCCGUCUAUGUCCGGCUGUCCGAUAUCUUCGCCUGUGACCACGACGACGACGUGGCCACCCCCGCAAUGCCUCGUCAUCUCACUCAUGCUUUCUACAACCUGUCCUCCCUGGUACUCCCAGUUAACGCCGCCUAUACCCCAUCCUCAAAUACAAUAAGUCCUGUCGAUCGCAACAUACCUAAUUCGCGGCCAUGGAAUGGUAACGCUCGCGCUCCAUUUAUCCAAGAUGCUGUUGAUAUGCACCUCACAACUCGACUCGAUGCAGAGAACACGCGGCUCAUAUAUGAUCGUUCUGUGCCACGGAUAAUGUCAUCAAACGUUGACGAAACCCAAAAUGCCUAUCUCCACCCACUUCUCUCGAUGUCAUCUAUACCACUGAUAUACGACCUGCGCUUUCCGCCUGCAUCUCUCGCGUUUCCAUCGUCGUCUCCAUACGCAGGCUAUGGGUACGAGCUACUCUUCGUCCCACUCACCCCAGAACGGCCUAGACAGAUACGGCUCAUCAGCCCAGACUUUCCCUGGACAUUUGACAUCGGUCCUGACCCCAGUGCCGGAGAAGAAGGCGUGACGUGUCUUGACAUUCUCACUUUCCUCCACGCUGCAUUGCAGCGCCCACUCACGGACACGGAGUGGGGCACCGCUGGACGUGAUAGACGUGCGAGUCUUAUCAGAGCACGUGAUCGUCGCCCAAUGAUUUCCGCAGCACGCACCAGGUCAACAGCGAGGUCUGCACCCGGCGUACCAGCACCAAAUCCUGCGCAGCGAGAGAGGUUACUGCUCCGUGUCGAUGGGCUUGGAUCUCGUGUUAUGUUUGCGGGGCUUAUCAAAGAUGAGGCAUUUGCAAGGAGCAGACUCAUUCCGGGUGGUGGGGAGCCACCUGAGACUUGGGUGGCGAAGUUUCAGAGGUUAUGA